Messenger RNA from Rubroshorea leprosula, 897 nucleotides. The record is from the annotation of a GenBank genome assembly. Lineage: Eukaryota; Viridiplantae; Streptophyta; Magnoliopsida; Malvales; Dipterocarpaceae.
AAGAUGGCAACAACUUUGCACAAUACAUGGGGGGAAGAUUUUCAUAUGAAUAUUCAAUAAUGGUGACAAUGAAAGGAUUUUUCAUUGAACUAGAAAAAGUUUUGACCAUAUUUUCAUGCUUUGAUCUCUCAAAAAACAACUUCGGCGGAGAAAUACCAAUAGUUAUUGGAAAGCUUAGUUCUCUCAAAGGACUUAAUCUUUCUCAUAACAACGUUAAUGGUUCUAUCCCACAUUCACUUGGGAACUUGACCAGUCUCGAAUGGUUGGACCUGUCUUCCAAUGAGCUAGUUGGGGAAAUUCCGCAAGAGUUGGUAUCUUUAACAUCACUUUCUGUUCUAGACCUUUCCAACAAUCAACUUGACGGAUGUAUACCACAAGGCAAUCAAUUCAACACCUUUGAAAACAGUUCGUAUGAGGGAAACCCUAGGUUAUACGGAUUUCCAUUAACAAAAUCUUGUGAUGGAAAUGGAACGUUGCAACAACCACUUGGCUCCUUCCAUGGAAAAGAUCAUGAGUUAUGGGAAUUUGGUUGGAGAGUUGUGCUGCUAGGGUACGGAUGUGGAUUGGUGUUUGGACUACUAAUGGGGUAUUUUGCCUUCCAAACUGGAAAACCAAAAUGGUUUGUGACUUUGUUUGCUGGCCAACAUAAUCAAAAAGCAAGGAAUGUGAAGAAAGGUUGAACAUGUGCUCAAAGAAGAACUUAAUUGCAGAUUUGGUGACUAAGACCUCAGUGUUCCCUAAAUGUUCUUGUUUUGAUUGAAUUGUGUUUUUUUAUGACAUACAUAACCUUAUCAUCUUCUCUAUGUACUUCGUAAUUCUCUAUCUCUGUUAGAAAAUAUGUUUAAAAGGUCCGUUUAAUGUAAUUACUGUUGAAUACAAUAAACUUAAAUAAAUUUC